AUGGGAAAAGACGGCACAGAAUCUCGGAGUACAGUGCCAUACGACCGGUUGGCGCAGGAUCCAGGAUCAACAGCUGAUGUUUUGGAAACGCAGCAAACUAAUAACGACGCAGGUAUUGUAGCAAGGGACCACCGAGAGAUAAGACGAAAUCUUCCCGUGAACGGUUCCAAUUGGAACGACGCGCAUCACGUCACCAGUAUGGGUGGGGAAGAGCCAGAAGCAACUAGCGCAGAACAAGAACAACUUUUUGCCGACUAUCGCGACGAAGAGCGCAAAGAUUCGAUCGAAGAAACACCCGCCACGACUGAAGGGAUGGAGCGUGGCAACCGAAACAGCAAUCGGAACGUAAACAAUCGGGCAAUCGACCGUGGUGUCACGUUUAGUCGGAAGCUACUACUCGCCAAUCUGCUGAUCAAUGGAUUAAUGUUUGCCGUGGCCGGAUACAUAACUUAUCAUUGUUUCAACAAGGCAAUGGUGCUCUUCUCCUGGCAUCCAACGUUCAUGUCGAUCGGGUAUUUGAUUCUAAUGUCUCAAGCCGUGCUUACGAUGUCUGGAACGAACUAUUUCACACACCGUUGUCACCAUCGGACGAAAGUGUUUCUACACUGGCUACUGCAGGCGGUAGCCGGCGUACUGAUCACGAUCGCUUCCGUGUGCAUCUUUCUCAACAAAGUGCGCCUUGGAAAACCCCACUUUCAGACGCUGCAUGGUAUAUUCGGUCUUGUAACCGUGUGCUUUACGCUGGCAUCCAUCGGGGGCGGUGUUACAACAAAGUAUGCCUUUCAGCUGCGCCACUAUAUACGCCCGAUUUAUAGCAAGCUGAUGCACGGUAUUGCUGGAACCGUUGCGUAUCUGUUGGCUACAACGACAAUUUCGUUGGGCGUUUAUUCGCGCUGGUUCCAGGAGGAUAACGACGCUAACGUGCGCCUUACGCUGGUGAUUGCGAUUGGGACGAUCGCGCUUUACGUGGUAGUUGCACCGAUCUUUAAUUUGGUGCUGCGAAUCAAAACUGCUGUCAGGAAUACGCUUUAA
Messenger RNA from Anopheles marshallii, 1032 nucleotides. RefSeq lists its product as uncharacterized. NCBI's taxonomy places the organism in Eukaryota, Metazoa, Arthropoda, Insecta, Diptera, Culicidae. The transcript has 3 exons. Gene Ontology annotation, molecular function: transmembrane monodehydroascorbate reductase activity. The record is from RefSeq and is a predicted model, not a curated record. The coding region runs from base 1 to 1032 and encodes 343 amino acids.